Molecule: messenger RNA, 1729 nt
Organism: Carassius gibelio (silver crucian carp)
Lineage: Eukaryota; Metazoa; Chordata; Actinopteri; Cypriniformes; Cyprinidae
Product: GRB2-related adapter protein-like
Exons: 9
Coding region: 286-1140 (284 amino acids)
Molecular function (GO): protein binding
Source: RefSeq, a predicted model, not a curated record
AGUGCGUGGUGUUCCAAGCAGAGCCUCGAGACGCGGCCACACGGGUACGCGCGUGCAGGUAGCGGAUUAACAGUUGAGUAACCACUGGUGAUUUGAGACAAUUUGGUGACAAUUCCGCUCCAGGUGGUUCGUGUUUUCUUCGUUGUCGGACAGUGAAACAGCGAGACUACGGUGGAGGUGUGAUGGACUAUUGAAACAAGUGAAACAAGUGUCUCAACAUCCUCAGAUCACAGACAGUGUAUUAGACUUGACACUUCCCUUUGUUCAACCUCUCCAUAUUUCGCCAUGGAGGCCAGAGGAAAGUAUGACUUCAAUGGCACAGCAGAAGAUGAGCUCAGCUUCCGCAAAGGAGACAUUCUGAAGAUCCUGGGAACUCAAGACGACUGGUUCAAAGCAGAGCUACAUGGUCAUGAGGGCUUCAUACCUAAAAACUAUGUUGACACGCAAACGCCGAGCUGGUACAAAGAGAACGCUAGUCGUGGCUCGGCUGAGGAGAUUCUCAAGUCCCGAGAAGUGGGUGCUUUCCUGAUCCGUGGCAGCCAGAGUUCCCCUGGAGACUUCUCCAUCUCAGUCAGACACGAGUGUGAUGUUCAGCAUUUCAAAGUUAUGAAGGAUAAAUCGGGCCAGUACUACCUGUGGACGGAGAAGUUUACCUCUCUAAACAAGCUUGUGGAGUUCUACAAGACAACCUCCAUAUCCAAGCAGAGGGAGAUCUUCCUUCGGGACGGAAGUGGAAAUGAGCCACGAGCACCUCCUCCUUUAAGGAGUCCACCCGAAGUUCGGCCUUCUCCGGCUGGUGGUUAUGGCGGUCCCCCAACCUUAUCACAAAACCGCAACACAACAGAUCAAACUCACAACCAGAAGGGUAAGAGAGGAAGUGUUGAGGAAAAAGCUAACACUCUGGGACACCAAGGGAGGAACAGCCCAGCCCCUCGGCGAACCUCUGAAACUUUGCCGGCUCCGAGGUCAACCAUACAGGUGAUAGCACUGUAUGACUUCACAGCAGAGGAAGAUGACGAGCUGGGCUUCAAUGCAGGUGACGUCAUAGACGUACUGGACCGUUCUGAUGCGUCGUGGUGGAAAGGUCGAUUGCGCGGCAGGACUGGUCUUUUCCCUGCCAACUACACAGAACCGAUCUGAAGUCUUCUGAUUGCUCAGAGGUGUGGAAUCAGUAUGCUAAGAGUCAAAUCCAUCAUUCUCUUACCAAAUCCCUUUCAGUAAUGCAUGGACUGGAUGAUUAUUUUCAAAUUACUUCUUAUAAAACUGGCUGCAGAACUGUUGAGGAGAAGUGAGAAAAAGACUCCUGAAGCUCUUUGUUGCUUCUCUUUUUCAUAUACAUAACCAUUUUUUUUUUCAGUUUCACAAAUAUGGUACGAAGAGUAAACCAAACCAUUUCCCUUAUGUGUCAGAUUCUCAGAAUGACUAGACAUGUCUCUUAUAUGAUCUACUGAAUUAUAUAGUACAUAGCUCAUACAAUGACCUUUCGUUUCAUGUUUAUAUGUUAAGAUCUUCAGUAGGACACACUAAGUCACAGUGUUACAGUAAGCAAAGAUUUUGUUAUUGUAUCAAUUUUUGUAUUAAAAAGAGACGUUUUUCAACAAGUGUCAGUUGUCAAAAUAGACCCAUGGCACAGGCAGAAGAGGUAUGAUUAUUGUUUUGUUAUACAAGAUGGAAAAUACGGAUGGCAAAUAUGAUAAUAACAGCUUGAAUAAAUCGUUCUGCUUUCCAA